Epinephelus moara (kelp grouper) is the source of this 7361-nucleotide messenger RNA. RefSeq names its product AP-3 complex subunit beta-2. The transcript is spliced from 28 exons. Lineage: Eukaryota; Metazoa; Chordata; Actinopteri; Perciformes; Serranidae. Gene Ontology annotation, cellular component: membrane coat; AP-3 adaptor complex. Gene Ontology annotation, biological process: vesicle-mediated transport; intracellular protein transport; anterograde synaptic vesicle transport. The record is from RefSeq and is a predicted model, not a curated record. Bases 349 to 3981 code for a protein of 1210 amino acids.
CAGCAGUAACAGAAGACAAAAAAAAAACACAGUGCACUGGGGCUCUGGUGGAUUUGGAUUACAGCACUCAGGAGUAUAUCAACCUGCCACUGUGGAGAACAAGAGGCACAGGAAGAGGUCUGUUGCAUCAUUUUUUUUUACAAGAAAUAUCCACAUUGGAUACCCUCAGAGGGAAGGAGUAUUUAUAACACAGAGUCUCACUGAAGCUGCUCUGUGCUGCGUGAAAACUGUCUGAGGAGGAUCUGAAGAAUUCAUCCAACUGAGGAGUGGCGUAAGAAAGCUGCAGUCUCUCCACUUUAUCUACCUGGGAUCCUACAGGUUGCUCUCAAGCUCUCAAGUUUUUCAAACAUGACCACCAUGCAGAAGCUGCUGCAGCUGCCGGUGAACGCGGUGAACAUCGUGAAGACGGUGCAGAGUCAGGUCCAAGGCCAGGAGGAGGACAAGAGCCCCGUGCUGACCCCUGACAGCGGGCAGCAGGCCUGGUACAGUGCCCUGCAGCCCGACGAGCUGCGCCACCUCCGAUCUGGGGGUACAGGAGGAGGAGGAGGCGGAGGUGGAGGAGGAGGCGGUGGAGACAAUGAGGAGCGAGCACUAUCGGAGGAAGGUGGUGGAGUCGGUGGCAGUUUCCAAACUCAACCUUUGCGACAUGACGACUUGAAGGAGAUGCUGGACAGCAACAAAGACUCGCUGAAGCUGGAGGCAAUGAAGCGCAUCGUGGCUAUGAUCGCCCGAGGUAAAAAUGCAUCAGAUCUCUUCCCUGCUGUGGUGAAAAAUGUGGCCUGCAAAAACAUUGAGGUGAAGAAGCUGGUCUAUGUUUACUUGGUGCGAUAUGCCGAGGAGCAGCAGGAUCUCGCUCUGCUCUCCAUUUCCACUUUUCAGCGAGGGCUGAAGGAUCCGAACCAGCUGAUCAGAGCCAGCGCUCUGCGAGUCCUCUCCAGCAUCCGAGUCACCAUCAUCGUCCCCAUAAUGAUGUUGGCCAUCAAAGAGGCUGCCUCUGAUAUGUCUCCAUACGUCAGGAAGACGGCUGCUCACGCAAUUCCUAAACUCUACAGUUUGGAUCCAGAACAAAAGGACCAGCUGAUUGAAGUCAUAGAGAAACUCCUCGCUGAUAAAACCACGCUGGUGGCAGGAAGCGUUGUCAUGGCUUUCGAGGAGGUGUGUCCGGAGCGCAUUGACCUGAUCCACAAGAACUACAGGAAGCUGUGUAACCUCCUGAUCGACGUGGAGGAGUGGGGGCAGGUCGUCAUCAUCAACAUGCUGACUCGCUACGCCAGGACCCAGUUCCUCAACCCAAACAUGAAUGAGUCCCUACUGGAGGAGGGAAGCGACAAGACCUUCUACGGCUCAGAUGAAGAUGAGGACGAGGACGAGGAGGAGAAAGAAAAGAAGGCAGAGGCGACCACCAUGGCCAAGAGGAAGCCGUAUGUGAUGGAUCCAGACCACCGGCUGCUGCUGAGGAACACCAAGCCGCUCCUGCAGAGCCGCAACGCAGCUGUGGUGAUGGCUGUGGCCCAGCUGUAUUUCCAUCUUGCCCCUAAAGCAGAAGUUGGGGUGAUCGCCAAGGCCCUGGUCCGUCUCCUAAGGAGUCACAGUGAGGUCCAGUAUGUCGUACUUCAGAACGUGGCAACAAUGACGAUUAAGAGAAGGGGAAUGUUUGAACCGUACCUGAAGAGUUUCUACAUCCGCUCCACAGACCCGACCCAGAUAAAAGUCCUCAAGCUGGAGGUUCUCACCAAUCUGGCCAAUGAGACGAACAUUUCCACCAUCCUCAGAGAGUUUCAGACGUACAUUAAAAGCAUGGAUAAAGACUUUGUGGCCGCCACGAUCCAAGCCAUCGGCCGCUGUGCUACUAAUAUCGGUGAGGUGAGGGACACGUGUCUGAACGGCCUGGUGCAGCUGCUGUCCAACCGAGACGAGCUGGUUGUAGCUGAGUCUGUGGUGGUUAUUAAGAAGCUGCUGCAGAUGCAACCAGAGAAGCACAGUGACAUCAUAAAGCACAUGGCGAAACUAACAGACAACAUCCAGGUGCCGAUGGCGCGGGCCAGCAUCUUGUGGCUGAUUGGAGAAUAUUGUGAGCAUGUACCAAAGAUUGCCCCAGAUGUCCUGAGGAAGAUGGCUAAGUCGUUCACCUGUGAAGAGGACAUUGUCAAGUUACAAAUCAUCAAUUUGGCUGCCAAGCUUUAUCUCACCAACUCUAAACAGACCAAACUGUUGACGCAGUACGUUCUCAAUUUGGCCAAGUACGACCAGAACUAUGACAUCCGUGAUCGGGCACGCUUCAUCCGCCAGCUCAUCGUGCCCACCGAGAAGAGUGGAGCUCUCAGCAAGUACGCUAAGAAACUGUUCCUCGCCCUCAAGCCUGCACCGGUGCUCGAGUCUCCAUUUAAAGAUCGAGACCACUUCCAGUUGGGUUCAUUGUCCCACUUGCUGAAUGCCAAGGCUGGCGGCUACCAGGAGUUGCCUGACUGGCCUGAAGCCGCCCCAGACCCCUCCGUGCGCAACGUGGAGGUGAAGGAUUCUACAGAGGAAGUCAUAACCACCAGCGAGGGGCGGAUCGGCUUGCUAGGAGACUGGAGAGAGGUGCCUGAAUGGACCAAGUGCAGCAGCCGAGAGAAGAGGAAGGAGAAGAAAGUGGAGAAGCCGUUCUACUCUGACUCGGAGGGCGAGUCUGGGCCGACAGAGUCAGCUGACAGUGAGUCGGACUCUGCCAGCGGCUCUGAGAGUGGCAGUGGCAGCGAGGAGAGCGGGUCGGGAUCAGAGAGCGAAGAGAGCGAGGAAGGCUCCGAGUCUGAGGAAGAGGAGGAGGAUGAGGAGGAGGAGAAGGACAAGAAGAAGAAAAAGAAGGAAUUAAAGAAGCCGGUGCAAGAAAGUGAAAGCGAGCAGAGCAGUGAAGAAGAAGAAGAGAGGAAGCAUGACAGGAAGAGUAAACAACGUAAGAGCGACUCAGAGUCUGAAUCUGACGAUGAGGACGAGAGUGAGUCUGAAAGCAGCCAAUCAGAGUCCGAAGACUCUGAGUCUGAGACAGAGGUCAAAAAGAAAAAAAAGGCAGCUGAAUCAAAACCUCCAUCUAAACCUGUCAAGAAGGAGAGCAAGAAAGAGAAGAAAGAAAUGUCUCUGCUCGACCUCGAUGAUUUCGAACCUGCUCCCUCUCCUCAAGUCACACCCGUCAACACCUUCCUGUCCAACAGCCUUGUGACUGACCUGGAGGGACUGUCUCUGUCUGACGCUGUUCUCUCUCCAGCAACCAUCGCUCCCUCCAGUGCGCUGAAGAGCUACGAGCUGCUGCACCGGAUCACAGGGGAGGGUCUGUCGGUGGAGUACUGCUUCAGCCGACAGCCGUUCAGCCCCGACGGCAACAUGGUGGCGGUGCAGAUGCAGUUCACCAACAACGCCACCUCCGAGACCAAGAACCUGCACAUGGAGGACGUGAAGCUCCAGUCUGGGAUGAGGGUGAAAGAGUUUUCUGAGAUUGAGCUGCUGCCAGCAGGUGAAACAGCCACAGCCGUGAUGGGCAUCGAUUUCUGUGACUCAACACAAGCUGCAAACUUCCAGCUGUGCACUCACACCAGGAAAUUCUUCGUGUCGAUUCAGCCGCCGGUCGGGGAGCUGAUGAGGCCCGUCUUCCUGACAGAGAAUGAGUUUAAAAAGGAGCAAGGUCAGCUAAUGGGUAUGAACGAGAUCACGGAGAAGCUAACCCUGGAUGCAAAGUGCCGGAACGAACACGCUAUUGUCCAGAGGGUGACCACCGCUGCCAACCUCAGCAGAGUCCCCUGUGGGUCAGAUAAAGAGUGCAGUCCUCCUGUUCCUCCCCUUGAUCAUCCUGUCCACAGGUUCGCGGGCAGGACGGUGACCAGCAGCAGCCUGGUGUUGGUCACCGUGGCGACCAAAGAGGAAGGAGCCGCCCAGCUGACGGUCAACUGUGAGAAAAUGGUGAUCGGCACGAUGCUGGUGAAGGACAUCCUCCUGGCUCUGACGCAGUGACGUGUGACCUUUCUGCCCUCUGCCCCCCCCUCGCCCCAACACGCCUCUCACAUGUCGUCCAUCACACGUGUAGCAUCUCCUCCGUUCUCCUGUUAGCAGCGUCGGCGAGGAAGUUUCCAGAAUGUUUUAACUCCAGUUUGUUGUCUGUUCAGGAGCCCUCUACUUUUACAAAUUACUCCUUUAUUUACUGAAUGCCACAGUUGUACGUGAUAUUUACGACAAUCAGACAUGACCUGAUAUGAAGUCCCUCCCUGACAUGUCUUCAUCCAAAUAUAGAUAGGUUGGAACGUAUUUUUUCUUCCCAGAGCCGAUUUAUUGGACUUCAGUUUCUGAAUUAACCUAAAAAAAAACGAUUUGUGUAUCUUUUAAACUUGAAAUCUACUUAAAUGAAAAGCAGAAUUUGCUCAUUGUAUAAACAGGACCGGAGACAAGCUUGAAGGUUCAAACGUUUAUAGAACACAAGGUCCACUUACUUUAUGUUUUGAAGGCUUUCAACUACAGUUUGUGGUCUUCCUCUCGGCAGAUGGAGUGACUUGUUUGUUGUGGACUGAGACUGACUGAAGGCAAGGCGAGUUUAUCUGUAUAGCACCUUUUAACAACAGUGCAACUCAAAGUGCUUAAAGGGCAGGUCCAUUAUUUAUUUAGAGGGUUUCAGGGGCCGUUGUGAGCAUUUAUACUUGUGCGGUGGUGUGUCUGUGUCACUCUGCAGUUACACCUCCAGAACACUAGUCGGUGGUGGGGUUGUUUCUGUGAAGUGCUGUAAAGUUUAAUUGAUUGAAAACACACAUAGUACACAAAUCAGCUUCACUAUAACUCGCAGCAUUCACAGACAAACACUUGUCUUUAUCUGGACACAUUUUCCCCACAAAUACAACAUGCUAAUGUUUUUAGCACAAGCCUAUGGCAUUUUACAUUGUAUAAAUUAGCCUAGUGGCUAGCAGACUUUUCCUCUACUCAUAUAAAACCAGGGACAACAGCAACAUUUUCAGCUUACAGAAAUAAACAGGGGAUCUGCAUCGCCAUGACGUGUAGUUACAUUUCUGGGGAGGUGCACAUGAGGUUACUUAGUCAGUUGACGCUCACCUAAAUUUUUCUGGGAGUUUGUUCCAUAUAAUGUGACGCAGAGAAGUUAAUGAAUGCUGUUUAGUUUUGACUCUGGGAACAAGUAAGAAGAUCCAGCAGUUCAUUAUGUAGCAACAGAUCAGAGAUGUGUCACAGCAUCAACUGAGAGGACGUUAAAGUCUUGAUGACUCGGAGAAACAUAAAUGAGACCAUUCGCAUCCAAUGAUAACACUCCGAAAUAUGAACAGCUUCAUUAAUUCAAUGUUAUGUACUAAGGUUAUGUGAUAGAGACUCCAUCUGUUGAAGAAGGCCGUGAGAUUUGUUUCGAGUGUUUCAAACACACAGUGAGUGAACUUUGUGUUAAGAAUUAAUUCAUCAAAACAAAAAGGAGGUCUUUUCUUUCUCUUAAAAAAUAAUCCAGUUUUCACCCAUAAAAUUAAGUUUAUUUUAAAACGUUUUAGCUUGUUAGUUUUUAGCAAUCAGACUAUUUUAAGAUGUAGUUAAUAUAAGUAAUAGAUUACACUGUAGUACAAAUUCCCCCCAAAACACCACGAUAAAACUCAGACUGUCAGGUCAGUAAAUCACUCAUUCAGUUAUUUGAAGUACUUGAAUGUAGCACGAAGGCUCAACUGAGACAACGACUACCUAUAACUGAAUCAUUUUGGCACUAUAAAUCAAUAACUGCUCCGCCGGGGAUCAAAGACGGACCUUCAUCUCAAACUCGCCGUCAUAGUGCACAUGUUCAUCACAACAAGAGGGGCGUUUAUAAAAACUGAAGAUGUAUAAAUGUUACUGUAUGUAUUGCAACAUGUAAUACAGUACUGCUAUAAGUAAGUUGUGGUGUGUGUGUGUGUGUGUGUGUGUGAGUGUGUGAGUGUGUGUGGGUGUGAUGACACUGAAUACUGACCUGUCAAACAUUAAACCUGCUGAAUGACUCAAAGUGACACUCGACUUGAAAUCAUCAUGAAGCACAUAAAGAAAAUAACAUAUAGGAAAUAAAGAAACUGAGACAAGUGUUACAGGACACUAAGAUUUUCAACACUUUAAAUAUUACAUUAAAUUAUCGAUUUAGAGAUUUGCCUUGUUCAAAUUAUGGCAGAAUUGUAGAAAAUGAAAAUUAUUUCUAGGGUUUCAAUUAACACUGAUUUAUCAUUAUUAAAUAAUCCAUUAAUAUUUUCUUGAUUUUUCAUUGGUCCAUAAAAUGUGAGAAAAUAUCAGUUUCAAACGUCUUGUUUUGUACAACAGUUUCCAAAAUCCAAAUAUUGUCAGUUUAAUAUCACAGGAAAUUGAUUUAACACUCAUUCUUGAAAACUGGGACAAAACCUUAUUUUGUGCUUUUUGAUUUUUACGCUACAAUUAGGUUGGGAAAAAAAAUAUUUAAAAAGAUCAGUCUUGAUAAUUAAACCUUGUAAUGGGCCUUUUUUUCCCUCAAGUAGCAUACAUAACAAUAAUAACAAUAAUAAUAAUAAUACUUGAUUUGUAUAGCACUUUUCAAAACAGUUACAAAGUCCUUUAUGAGACAAAUAAAAUAGUGUACACCAUCAAAAUAAAAAUAUUGAACAUAGGCUAAGACCAGAUAAAUCAGUAUAUAAUAAAAAUAAAUAAAUAAUAAAAUUGAUUUAAAAAAAAAAAAAAAAAAAAAACUACACACAUGAUAGAUGUCAGAGGUCAGAUCUAAUGAGGCUGAUGUCUUAUGGAGUUGACAAAAAGUUAUAUAUUGUGAAUUUCACUGCAGUUGUAGCAAUAGCCAUUUAUUUUUCAAAGUUACCAAGAGUUCUCUUAAAGGUAGGAUCUGGAGGAUUUUCAAACAAAACAAAAUAUAGACAUAUACAAAUGAAAUCCUGCUUAAUCAUCACCUAUGGGCUUCUACUCAUGUGUGGUGGUGACUCUGUUUGCAGAGCUCCUGCCCUUUGACUGUAUUUUGAUGUUUUUGUGAGCUCGGACCGCUUCUGGGCGGAGAUUUCCCCAGCCAAUGAGAGAGCGCAGGUGCCGUGCCCGAGCGUGUCCGAGCGUGCACCAGCGCGAGCCUUGCCUGAACCUCUUCUGUGAAGCCUUUUCCCGGGCUCCGUACACCCGGGAGAGUUGAGCCUGAUAGGAGGGGCCGAAUUUGAAUGUGUGUUUACAAACAGCAACUGGAAAAUCCUCCAGACCCUACCUUUAAUGCUAAGCAAAAUACUCAUUUUCAAACUUUAAUUUGUAUUUAGUUUUGAUUUAGAGCAACUACAGAGUUAACAUGUUAUGGUUGAGACACACCUGACAGCAACUUUAUUUAAUUAAUGUAUCCUAAAAUAUUAAAGGGAUAUUGCACCCAAAAAUGA